Cimex lectularius (bed bug) is the source of this 1250-nucleotide messenger RNA. RefSeq lists its product as uncharacterized. NCBI's taxonomy places the organism in Eukaryota, Metazoa, Arthropoda, Insecta, Hemiptera, Cimicidae. The transcript is spliced from 5 exons. Bases 180 to 1184 code for a protein of 334 amino acids. The record is from RefSeq and is a predicted model, not a curated record.
UUUUAUUUACUUCGGUAUCUAGUUUAUUUUUAAUCGUAGUGGCUAGUUUUAUCGACGAAUUUCACUCUUACAAUUGAGUAACAUACUCGGAGUAGAGUUCUUAGAUUUCGAGCUUCGAUUAUUUAUUCAAAGAAAAAAUAAUUGGUCGUGUAGAAAGAUAACGUCUCCGAGAGUGAACAAUGUGCACGAGGUUUGGUAACUUCCAGACUAUUUUUACCUAUGGUAUUAUCACCGGAUCGACUUUUUUAAUGUUGGCUUUGAAAUAUGGACCGUUGGAAGUGAUUUUCGUCCUUGUUCUUUUCGGAGUUGUUUUGUACUCGAUUGUCUUCUUCAUACGGGAAGAAAGAAGGCUGCAAGGAGCUCUGAACACUGUUUUCUCAAAGCUGUGCCUGUUUCGAAAUGAGUGCGCCUGGAGAAAAUGCUGCGACGACGACGUUGAAUCAGAAAAUUUUAACUGCGGCAGGAGAAAGGAGCUUUUAAUUAACGAUUGUGCUUGCAAAGAGAAGAAACCAAAAAUUAAAAAAUGCGCUAAGGUUUUAGACAGAAAAUGUUAUAGCGAUAUCGAUAAGGUUUUAGAAGAAAGAGAGAAACAGUGCUCUAGAUCCGACAGCGUUUGCAAAAAAGUCGAUUCUGAUAUCAGCGUUUACAAAGCAAAAAGAACCACAAGAGAACUUAGUUCGUUAAAUAUUGAAUGUCUGAAAUACGCCAAGUACGACUGCUGUUCUAGUUGCGAUUCGACUUGUACUUUUCGGCAGAAACGUCUUGAAAUUUAUAAACUGAUACAAACCCUUAUCGACCUGGACCACCAAUGUUCGUGUCCGGAGAGCGUGGAAUUUUUGAAAGGCUUGAAGCAAUUCGUAACGUGCGACGUCAACAAUAAAACACCGAUGGAAUGGUGGGAGGAGUACCAAACCCUUAAAAUCCCACCUUCAUGCUGUAAUCUGAACUGGUACAUGACCCUCGAACGGGCAGGGCAGUACGGUGUCGUCUGUAACAUGCAUAGAAAUGAAAAUUGUCCACAGGAGGAGAAACCUGUUACGACAAAAUGUGAUAACGGACAACCUUGUGGUGAGAUCUUUGACCAAAAGUCGCAAAAAGUUAAAAAAAGCAAGAAAGGUAACCGGCGGUUUGGUAAUUGGUUCAAAAGGAGGAAACCUAGAAAGAAGAAAUCGAAUACGACUUAGAAAAAAAAAAUUGCACCUUUCGAUAGCAAUACAUAGAUAGUAAUAUAAUGUGAUUUUUAACCCUUA